This is a messenger RNA of Malus domestica (apple), 1130 nucleotides long. Lineage: Eukaryota; Viridiplantae; Streptophyta; Magnoliopsida; Rosales; Rosaceae. The record is from RefSeq and is a predicted model, not a curated record.
UUCGCGAGCUGAGGAAAAGGUAGGGUUAGGGUUUCACUUAGAGAGAUGGACGGAAAAAGUUUAAGCUCAUUUUCAAUGGGGAAGAGUGCACAAGAGAAGGGCUUGCCAUAUGUGCCCGAGUGUUAUGUGAUUCCAACUUCCCAGCGUGCAAGUUUGACACCAGAUGUUGUUACUGUUCCCACCAUUGAUUUCGGAAGACUGAAAAAAGGCCCUGAUGAACGAGCACUUGUCAUAGGAGACGUUAGAACUGCUUGCCGUCAGUUGGGAUUCUUCCAAAUUGAGAACCAUGGUAUCCGUCAAACGGUGUUGGACGAGGCUCUUUCGUCGGCGACGGAGUUUUUCAAGUUGCCGGUUUCAGAGAAGGCAAAAUUCAUGUCUAAUGACGUUCACGGCCCAGUGAGGUACGGGACAAGCUUGAAGGAUGGGCUUGAUAAAAUUCAGUUUUGGAGGGUUUUUCUCAAACAUUAUGCCCACCCGUUGGCAGAUUGGAUCAAGUACUGGCCUAACAAUCCUUGUAAUUAUAGGGAAACAAUGGGCAAGUAUUGCUCAGAAGUGAAGAAACUGAGCAUGGAGAUAACAGAAGCAAUCACUGAGAGCCUAGGGAUAGGUCCAACCUACAUAAGCAAGAAAAUGGAAGAUGGAAUGCAGGUUAUUACAGUGAACUGCUACCCACCCUGCCCUAAUCCUGAAAUUGCACUAGGGUUGCCACCCCAUUCAGACUACAGCUGCUUAACCAUUCUUCUUCAGAGCAGCCCGGGACUCGAAAUCAUGCACACCGGAGACAACAAAUGGAAGCAAGUCCCACAGCUUCAUGGUGCUCUCCAGGUUCAUGUGGGUGACCAUUUUGAAGUACUAAGCAAUGGAUUGUACAAGAGUGGUGUGCACCGAGUCACGUUGAACAGUGACAGGACAAGAAUCUCCAUUGCUAGCCUGCAUAGUUUGGGAUUGGAGGAGAAGAUGGGCACUGCCAAUGAGCUUGAGAGUGAAGAGAAUCCUGGGAGGUACAAAGAAAGCAGCUUCAAAGAUUUUCUGAAUUUUCUCGACAACAAUGAUCUAGCAGAAGGGAAGACCUUCAUUAACACACUCAAAGUUGAUGAAAAUAAAUAAAUAAAUAACAUUAUCUUAAUCUA